Molecule: messenger RNA, 1224 nt
Organism: Caretta caretta (loggerhead turtle)
Lineage: Eukaryota; Metazoa; Chordata; Testudines; Cheloniidae
Product: histone H3
Cellular component (GO): nucleosome
Molecular function (GO): structural constituent of chromatin; protein heterodimerization activity; DNA binding
Source: RefSeq, a predicted model, not a curated record
GCUCCGAUUAAGGCACGUCAGUAAUACCCCCGGAAGUGUGGAUGGGGUAGCAUGGCCACUUUUUUUCUGACCGUCUCCUCACUGAACAUUUGGAAGGAGAGAGGACUAAAAUUAUUUCAAAUGUUAAAGACUGAUUUCAAGGGUGAUGAUUUCGUUAUUUUGCAAAUGGAAAGAAACCGCAUGAACCAGUGUUGGAAAACAGAGCGGACUGGCGAGAAGAUUCUGUGAGCCAGAAAGUAGGGCAGCAAGGAGGCAAUUCCGUGACGUGUCCCCCUCACAGCACUCCCAGGAGUGCUGGAAUCGGAGCUUUCUGUGAUGGCCAUGCGUUUAUGAGAUCCAUGAAUUAAAAUAUAAUUCAAUCGAUCGGUCACUUAAGAAAUACCUCGGUACAGCUACCCCAUCCACACUUCCGGGGGUAUUACUGACGUGCCUUAAUCGGAGCUUUCUGUGAAUAACGCGGGCUUUUCAAAUUUAUUUUGAAUAGUCCAAUGAGAGUUGUCGUCUCUUUCUCAUCCAAUCAAGAGACAGAGUUUGUCUAUAAAGAGCGGUCUGCGCGCUCGGCUCGAUUCAUUCUGCUUCUUGUUUUCAGAGUUAAGAGAAGUGAUUGUGCAGAAUGGCCAGGACCAAGCAGACCGCCCGUAAAUCUACCGGUGGCAAAGCCCCUCGUAAACAGUUGGCUACUAAGGCUGCUCGGAAGAGCGCGCCUGCCACUGGGGGAGUGAAAAAGCCCCAUCGUUAUCGCCCCGGUACUGUGGCCCUACGAGAGAUUCGCCGUUAUCAGAAAUCUACUGAGCUGCUCAUCCGCAAGUUGCCCUUCCAGCGCCUGGUGCGUGAAAUCGCCCAGGAUUUCAAGACUGACUUGCGCUUCCAGAGUUCGGCUGUUAUGGCCCUGCAGGAGGCUAGUGAGGCAUAUCUAGUUGGUCUCUUCGAGGAUACCAACCUAUGUGCUAUUCAUGCUAAGAGAGUCACGAUUAUGCCUAAGGAUAUCCAGUUGGCCCGGCGCAUCCGUGGGGAAAGAGCGUAAAGCCCCUCUUUUGCAACCACUUAAAAACCCAAAGGCUCUUUUAAGAGCCACCACGUUUACACGGAAAAGAGCUGUAUCCCUGCUUUAAUAUUUUAAGUGGCUUGGAAAGGUACAUACAUAGUAUGUUAUCCUUGCGGAAGGUAAAACAGCUCGCUGUUGGCCUAGGAUUUUUUUUUUAAGCUUAAUGCACGAACACUUAA